UGGCAUCUUCCUCGUUGACUUGAUGGUGGGAGGAAAAAGUUAAGAAGAGGGAGAGAGAGAGAGAGCUGCUCCUCCUUCUCCACGCUCCGGACCUGCAGCCUCUCCGGCGGGAUACUGAGUGAGGGACUCCCCCCGUGGUUCUGGUCAGUGACCUGGUCCUGGUUCUGGUACUGUUUGGGGAAAAAUCUAAGCGGGACCUCGUAGUGAUGGAGCGGUGCUGUUGAAGUAGGAACCAGCGAGUGUGUGUGAGUGUUUCUGCGGCUCCUGGAGGAGCAGAAAGCGGGAUCAGGAGGACCGGGAGGAUCCGGAGGAGCGGCUCACUAACCUGUGCUUCCACCGCGCUCAUCCUGCGGCCGUGCCCGUCUCUGAGGUCAUGGGCUGCGGCCUGAGGAAGCUGGAGGACCCGGAGGACAGCAGCCCCGGGAAAAUCUACUCCACCCUGAAGAGACCGCAGGUGGAGACCAAAGCAGACACAGUCUACGAGUAUGUGCUGCUGGACUUCAGCUUAGAAGGAAGUCGUCCGACCGUCCAGUACGUGGCGUCGCUGUGUGAACUCCCUCAGGCUCUGCAGUCGUACUACACGCAGGGUUACGUCCUGACUGCGCUGCAUCCCAUAAUACUGUCUGUGGGCCGGACUCGCUCGCUGCCGUUCAGUCUGCUGUACCGCGCCGUCCUGGCCCGACCCAGACCCAGUCGACAGACGGCGUCCAUGUGUCACAGCGUCCCCGUCCUCAGGGUGGAGGAGUGGCCUCUGCCUGGAGAGUCACUGACGGGCGACACAGUCCGAGCACUCAUCGACCGGGUGAACAGCAGUGCUCGAGGGGGCGUUCGUUUCGUGGGCUCCGUCCUCCAGCAGGUGAGCGGGGUCGCGAACGGCAGGAUGCACAGUCCAAAGAGAGGCUGUCGCUCGCCGCCGCGCACACCACCACGUACGCCACCUGGAGACGGAGAGCAGGAGGACAUGAGCGCGUACAGUCCUGGAGACCUGAGGUUACUGGUCUUCUUCCACUCCUGGGCUCCGGGCUGUGCUCCUCUGGACUCGCUGGCCUGUCAGUACCACCAGGGGGCGAUCUCCAUGCGCGUGUCCAGGAAGGGUCAGGUGGUCAGCGCGCUGGAGGCCGACUGGCUGGAGCUGACCGCCGCCUACUAUCGCAGAGGCUGGUCUCUGAUGGACUCCUUCGUGUACUGGGACACGCCCAAAGGCGAGCCGGUGCCGAGGUCUCUGGAGGGUUUGUUUGUGUACGAAGAGAGAAGCACGUCGCCUCCCGCCAACGACACCAUCGUCGUAGAACAGUGGACGGUCAUCGAGGGCUCCAGCGUGAAGACGGACUACGGGCCGCUCCUGCACACGCUGGCCGAGUUUGGUUGGCUGCUCACAUGCGUGCUGCCCACGCCCAUCAUACGACACGACAGUGACGGGAACUUGGCCACGAAGCAGGUGGUGUUUCUGCAGCGGCCGGUCAGGAAUCAAACUGCCGGACAACAGAAGAACCAGGCUCUGUCUGUGCGCAGCGACGUGUCCGGCCGCUCGGUCGGCCGUCCCCUCGUCCCCGCGGAGGACGUGUCUCCCGGCGCAGGAGGCAUCGGCGGUUUCCCGGUGUUUGGGGGCGGGUAUCCCGGCGCUCUGUCCCACCUGGAGGAGGGCGUGUUCGAGCAGGACGAGGGAAAGGCCGAGGUCACCUGCAUGUGAGUGGGAGGAGUUUCUCCACUGCAACGCCAGGAUCAUUAAACAGUGUUACAACAACGCAGAUGAAACCACAGGAGACGGUCGUGAUGAACUCUCCACAAUCCUCACGUGGACCAACUGGGCUGCACUUUUUUAUUUUAUUGAAGCCAUAAUGAGGUUUUAUGUAGAAGUGGAUCUGUGUCACAUUCCCCUCAUCUGUUCCAACACAAGAACAUCCAGAAUUGAUGUUUUUUUUGUUAAUAUAAUAACACCGGAUACGCAGCUUAUCACGCAAACCUUUUUAAUCCGGUGAGCAGUUUUCUUGUUAUUGUUGUUGAUGUUUUGCUGCUUGUUGCUUCAGAGCGUAGACGGUACUGACGACUCGUGACGAGCCCUAAAGGUCGAAACUUUAUAGUUUCCAGGGAGGAAAAAAGGAAUAAUCUAGUUUUUAUUACAGUUUAAAUAUAGUGUAAAGAUUUUCUAAACCAGCACAAAAGUUUCUAUUGGGAAAAAGUGGAGUCAAUUUUUAAAAAAAAUGGAGACGUGAAAAGGGAAACUUUUUUUUUAGGACAAAAUGAUGUAAAUAUCUAAAUAUAAGAUGUGAGCGUUCAUAACCGUUUGUUUCAAAUGAUUUUCAUGCACGUCACUGUAUUUUUAAGAGGCAAAAGCACCUUUUUUAUCCAUUUUCCUCACGGAUAAAUCUCUUCUUUCCCUCUAAAAUGCCCGUUUACUUCACAAGUUUUCCAGUGCUGUUCACUUAUCAGUAUUCUUUUCCCCCACCGUUCUUUCUAAAGAAAAAGUUGUACAUUUCACUUUGUUUGUUGUUAUUUUAUUGUAAUAAACACAUAUUUCCCAUGA
Molecule: messenger RNA, 2524 nt
Organism: Solea solea (common sole)
Lineage: Eukaryota; Metazoa; Chordata; Actinopteri; Pleuronectiformes; Soleidae
Gene: rftn2
Product: raftlin family member 2
Exons: 8
Coding region: 374-1690 (438 amino acids)
Source: RefSeq, a predicted model, not a curated record